This is a messenger RNA of Paramuricea clavata, 1086 nucleotides long. Lineage: Eukaryota; Metazoa; Cnidaria; Anthozoa; Malacalcyonacea; Plexauridae. The record is from the annotation of a GenBank genome assembly.
AUGUCUUGUAUCUUUCUUUCAGAGGCACAUCUAAACUGUUUCUCAAAAGACUUGCUGCAUCUUGCUGGUAACGUAUCUCGAAUAUUUAAUGAGGCCCUGGAACAAAUUAAACACUGCAUAGUAACGCUGGGUCGUAAGGGAUAUUUAUCACCGGACCUCUGAAGAAAACAGUUUAGAAUUGAUAGAGCUAUCUAGUAGAAAUAAAGUUAGUUUAGUUUAGGUUUCCUUCUGUAGUCCUGUAUAGUAACACUGGAUCAAUAAGAGACGACUCAUCCUAGACCUCUAGGAAGAACAGUUUAGAACUGAUAAAAGCUAUCCGGUAUAAAUAGAGUUAGUGUAGUUUAGCUUUCCUCCUGUAGUAAGAGUGGAUCAAUAAGAGAUGACUCUUACUGGAUCUCUAGAGAGAACAGUUUACAACUGAUAGAACUAUCUAGUAUAAAUAAAGUUAGGUUAGUUUAGGUUUCCUCCUGUAGUAACACUAGAUCAAUAAGAGAUGAUCCUUACUGGACCUCUAGGAAGAACAGUUUAGAACUGAUAGAGCUACCGAUAAAUAAAGUUAGUUUAUUUUAGGUUUCCUUCUGUUGUAACACUUUGUCAAUAAGAGAUUACUCUUACUGGACCUCUAGGGAGAACAGUUUAGAACUGAUAGAGCUAUCCAGUAUAAAUAGAGUUAGUUUAGUUUAGGUUUCCUCCUGUAGUAACACUGGGCAGAGAACAGUGCACAAGUGAUACAGCUUCUUAGUAUAAGAAAAAGCUAACAUCGGCCCUAUAUAUUAUUAUUUAGAUUCUUGCACAAGUUCCGAGACGGGUACUUGGGAUGGAACGUGUAAAGAUCUUUUCCCAAAAGGAACUGAUUAUCCAGAGUCCAAGGAGUGGAUCUCGGCCAAGCUUGUUGGAGCCUGGUAUAGAGUAAAAUUUCUUAAAGCUUUUAGGAUGAGCAAAGCCAUUAUGCAACAGCGUUCAUGGGAGAAUUCUCAAAUCAAAGAUGUCGCCAUUGAAUUUGAUACAGGACCUAGCAUACAGGUGUGUUCAUUGAAUCUACCGUCACUUGCAUCUAAGGAUGAACAUUUGCAGUUCUCUCGCUAG